Molecule: messenger RNA, 1996 nt
Organism: Lathyrus oleraceus (garden pea)
Lineage: Eukaryota; Viridiplantae; Streptophyta; Magnoliopsida; Fabales; Fabaceae
Product: F-box/kelch-repeat protein At1g30090
Exons: 2
Coding region: 518-1735 (405 amino acids)
Molecular function (GO): protein binding
Source: RefSeq, a predicted model, not a curated record
GCGUGGUUUUCUUUCCAUAUAUCUGCUUUACUGGCUUCAUAUUUGCCACACACAAUAAUCAUAUCAAAACAAUCUUCAAAAACAGGUAACCCCUUUCCUCUCUAGUCUUUAUCUAUGUUCUUUCUCUGUUCUGCUAAAAAGCAAACUCUACCUUCCAUUGAAUCUCAUCUCUUACAACACACCAACCACUUUUCUUGCUUUUUGUAAGUUUUUUUUCUGUUCUUUUGCCUCUUCUCUUUCCUAUGUUUCUGUCUUUGUUUUAGUUAGGCUUCAGAAAAACAUCAACAUAAAUUCAGGGUUGUCUUUCUUUUGAUUCAGAAAAACACUUAUGUUAUUUCCUCACUGUUGUUUUCUGAUAAAGUUGAGAUUUUUAUUUGAUUCUGCUUCUGGGGUGUUGUUUUUAGGAGAAUUCUGAAUUGGGUUUUUUGCUGUUAGUACAACAUCACAGCUUUUUUGGUUCCCAAGUCUUGGAUUAUGGGUUUGGAUUUGUGUCUGAGAUUUAAAGAUAAAGAUUAAGAUGCAGCGAGUAAGGUUUUCGUCUCAGCAAGGGCCGGUUCACAAGCUAGGUGAUCCUCAAAUGACACUAUCUCCGAAGUUUAGGUUAGCUGCUGUUCAAUCUGAUUUGACAGAUCCAUCACUAGAAUUAGAUUGUUCUCUACGAGAAGAGCCGUUGAUACCGGGCUUACCUGACGAUGUUGCGCUCAAUUGUCUUCUUCGUCUACCGGUUCAGAGUCAUUCAUUUUGUCGGGCUGUAUGCAAGAGGUGGCAUGUGUUACUUGGUAAUAAAGAGAGGUUUUUUACUAAUAGGAAGCAACUCGGUUUGAAAGAUCCUUGGCUUUUUGUAUUUGCUUACCAUAAGUGCACUGGAAAGAUUCAAUGGCAGGUUCUUGAUUUAACUCACUUUUCAUGGCAUUCGAUCCCGUCAAUGCCGUGUAAGGACAAGGUUUGUCCUCAUGGUUUUAGGUGUGUUUCGAUGCCACACGAUGGUACUCUUUAUGUAUGCGGUGGCAUGGUCUCUGACGUGGAUUGUCCUCUCGACUUGGUGUUGAAAUACGAGAUGACAAGAAAUAGAUGGACUGUAAUGAAUCGGAUGAUCAGUGCUAGGUCGUUUUUCGCCACUGGAGUAAUCGACGGGACUGUUUAUGUAGCUGGGGGGAAUAGUAACGAUCUUUACGAGCUAGAUUCGGCUGAGGUAAUGAAUCCGAUUAAUGGGAGUUGGCGCGCUAUUGCCAACAUGGGAACUAAAAUGGCAUCCUACGAUGCCGCAGUUCUUAACGGGAAACUUCUCGUAACAGAAGGAUGGUUAUGGCCUUUUUAUGUCUCUCCAAGAGGACAAGUCUACGAUCCAAGAACAAAUACUUGGGAAAAUAUGGCGGUUGGACUUAGAGAAGGGUGGACUGGUUCAAGCGUGGUAGUUUACGGCCACUUAUUCGUCGUUUCAGAGCUCGAAAGAAUGAAACUAAAGGUUUAUGACGCGGAAACUGAUUUAUGGGAAGCCAUCGACGGCCCUCCUUUACCUGAGCAAAUAUGCAAACCUUUUGCCGUGAAUGCGUGCGAUUCUCAAAUCUACGUCGUUGGCCGAAAUCUUCAGGUUGCUGUCGGUCAUAUCACUAAACUAAACCGAAAAGAAAGCCGCGAGGAUAAAUGGAACUUCGGCGUUCAAUGGCGUGUAAUUGACGCGCCGAAAAGUUUAUCUGAUCUUACUCCUUCAAGCUCUCAGGUGCUAUUUGCAUAGUUUUUUUUCCUCUUAUUAUUCUGUAAUAUCAUGUUAUAAUGUUGUUUAAAUGAAAUGUAAAUUAAAUAUAGUUAUUAGAAGUUUUAAUGUUUGUAAUAGCUCUGUGAAGGUAAAUUUAAGCAGUUUUUGAGCUGUAUUAGAGAAUAGCUUUUUUUGUUUGAUUGGGAAAAAUGUUGGUUUGUAUUCUAACACUUGAUUUUUUAAUGUGUGUCAUUUGUUAAAGUGAUUUGCAGGGAAUUUCUAUAAAUGAAUAAUUCAAUU